Arctia plantaginis is the source of this 2562-nucleotide messenger RNA. The record is from the annotation of a GenBank genome assembly. Lineage: Eukaryota; Metazoa; Arthropoda; Insecta; Lepidoptera; Erebidae.
AUGGAUACUGAAGCUGUGCUGAUAAAUGUUGCUGAAAUGAUUGAUCUGGCAAUCGGCACACCAGAGCUGGGUGUGGUGGACUUCUGCAUGCUCCAAACAGUACUGCAUUGCCUAGCCCAGCAGAUGCGGAUCUUGGACAAAAAUGUUGAACUAAGAGGUGCUGCAGCAGGGCUUCCUGUUGGAAGGCAGUUGGAAACCGGUGAAACUAUAAAAAUUAAUGAAUUUAUUGUACAGCCGGAUGGCGCAACUCAGCCAUCAGAAAAUCCAGAGACUAUGUUAGUAGUUGACAGAAUACAAAAGGACACGGGAGUACCAAAGAUACUGAAGAGGCAGAAAAAGCCACCUAAAGCAGAACCCUCAGCUGCUAAAGUAGCAAAGUCCAAAUCGGUGGUGACUGCUAAGUCCAAGGCGGCAGUGCCCGAAGGAGAAUUACCAGAAGGGGAGUUACCAGAAGGGGCUGAAGGGGCCGAAGGGGACGAAGAAGCCAAGGAAGGCGUGGAAGGCGGGGAAGUCGUGGGAGUUGGAUCGGCCGCAUCAGGACAACGGAUUGGAGCGUUGACGUCUAGUGAAAAGCUUUGUCUUGUCACCCUCAGCAAGUUUAAUGUGCUAGAAACAGUUGUACAAGACUUGAAGAACCGCGUCUAUGGCAGUAUUCCUAAGAAUGAGGAAAUUAUAGAAGAAGUCAGGUCGCAAACAAACUUGAAGGCUAUCACUGAAAUGUGGACAUCUUUAAACGUUUCAUCCCGGCUGGAGGCCACCGAGCAAGGUGUCGCCAAGCUAAGCUCAUUGGUGCAAGAUCUCGUCGGACAGACAUCCCAACUCAAUAUGACUCCUCAAAAUGCCACAAAAAGUUCUACACGUCCUUCAACGUUUGGUGCUAAGUCUACAAUAAGUACUGCACAACCUAAAUCUGUGGCUUUACUUGCUGGGGAAGAGAGUGUGCCUUCUACUUUAACUGCGGCGGGCGGCGCUGCGCAGUCAAUGCAAGUUCCUGCCGGAAUCACGGACCCUUCGGGAGUCUUACCCUACUCCAAUUCGGUACCCGAGGCUGGCAUGGAUUAUACGACUAAGGCAGAGUUCAAAGAUCUUGAGAAUUAUGUAGAAACACUUAGAGGAAUACAGGAUCACCUGUCUGACACGUUCUAUGGUGCUAUGAAGGUUUUGAAUGUAAAAGUUGAUCCACCUUCUCAGUCAGAUGAAAGAAGGGGUGGAGCUCGACGGGCUAAAGAUUCCCCAAUUGGUGCAGGAGGUGUGCCCUCGACUACUGGUGCUUCAGAAAUGGAUGCUGCCAGUAUGGAAAAAUUAAGGAUUCUUACCAAUCGUCUUAAGGACUUAGAAGAUCAAAUGCAACAGUGCGUUAAUAUCUUACAUGGCCCGCACGGGAACCUACAAGAUCAACUGAAUGCAUUACACGAUCACGUAGAUCAUUAUACUAAACAAGUCGCAAGCAUGAGUGCUGCCACCGGAAGCAUAACUCCAGAACUACUUAAGGAUCUACAAGGUUUGAUGGGAUUAUACGAAACUGUACAAAAUAUGCAAACUCAGCUUAAUCAAGUUUAUGAAACCUCAACACAUUUAGCUUCAGAAAAAGAGGAGAGACUACAUAAUUUCAACGCGUUAUUGGAGCAAAUGGAACUGCUAAAGGCCAUAAAGUUAGACCGUGAGGAUAUGGUUGAAGCUUUAGCCGAUAAAGCGGACCUGCGAAUGUUGGCGCGUAAAGUUUCCCACGACCAAUUUGAAAUGGCAUGCGAUGACUUGUCGAGUGGCUUAGAACAUGCUCUUGACAAGCUGAAUGUUCAGGAAUCACUUUGGCAACAAGCAUUGGAUGAUAUUCAACGAGAAAUUGAGGCGAAACUCGACAAGGUAGAACUGUCUCCCGUAAGAGACUUCUUCAACAGUAAACUGAAGCAAUUACAAGAAAACUUGAAACAGAUCAUAUCAAUGCGCCGUGAGACCGAAGCUGCUGGCACUAAGAAAAAAUUAUUGAACGAUGUAAACUGCAUUUCGUGCGAUGCAAAAGCAUUUAUGUCGAUGGAACCAGGUGAAGCCAUGCCACCAAAACCCCUAAAACCUAGUAUGUCAAUGAAGCCUUACCUAACAUAUGAAUUAGAUACUAUACGGAAGACUCAAGCUACUAGCUUAUCAAACCGAAAUAUGCAUGAUUGGGAAAAAAUAGACAAACAAAUGACUGCAACGAAACAACCACAAAAAGUCAGAUCAGACACUGACAAACAUUUAUGCAACCGUUACUGUGGUGGAUCACAUACAACAACGACUCCUGCGCAGCGAGUCGCACGUCUUGGACACUUUAUCAAGCAAUGGGGACCUGAGGUGCUGCCACUGUCGGGUAAAUUUGCUACUGGUGAUGAUGGAAGGUUGUACAAAGUGUGUGACGAAGAAGGCGCCAAAGUUGGACCAGGUGGCGCUGUAGAUGCUAUGCCCCCGGCCAAGGCCCCUUCUCCGCCCCCAUCCGUCAAGAAAGCUGAUUCAAAGUCGGCGGUUGCGAAGACUUCUCCCUUUAAUGAUUGUCGCUGCUUAGACGAACGGCUUCCGAAGAACUGA